AUGAGUUUUCGUUCCUGGGAUCUGUAUGAGUACCCCUUGCUGCAGAGCACAACCAAACAUUCGUGGGCUGUUAAAACUGCAACACAAUUAGAAAAGCCUCGAUUCGUUAUCUUUGCACUACAGACCGGUCGCAAGAAUAUCAUGUCUCAAGGUGCUACUAUUUUUGACGAUUGUAAUUUGAUCAAUGUGAAACUUUAUCUCAACUCUGAAUUUUAUCCGUACGAUGACUUGAAUCUAGACUUUCGUAAAUCUAGAUACUCCAUCCUGUUUGACAUGUACCAACGUUUUCGUAAAUCUUAUUAUGGACGUGAUUGCUACGAUACGCUGCUUAACGUGGUCACAUUUCUGCAAAGAGAACCUUUUACAGUGAUUGAUUGCUCGCGGCAAAAUGAGUCCAUCAAAAGUGCUACUGUGGACGUGCGCAUUGAAUUUGAUUGCAAAGAAAAUGUGACAGCGAGCACUACCGCCUAUUGCCUUAUCUUACAUGAUCGUGUAAUUGAAUACUGUCCAUUGUCUAACGUUGUGCGCAAAAUCAUGUAA
Solenopsis invicta (red fire ant) is the source of this 540-nucleotide messenger RNA. RefSeq lists its product as uncharacterized. The record is from RefSeq and is a predicted model, not a curated record. Lineage: Eukaryota; Metazoa; Arthropoda; Insecta; Hymenoptera; Formicidae. The coding region runs from base 1 to 540 and encodes 179 amino acids. The transcript has a single exon.